CGGACGGAUCGGCGGCGCCGCGAGGCGGCGGGGCGGGCCACCAUGUCUGCCGUAGUGUGCGGCAAGAGGUCCUCCAUCUUCGCCGACGAGCUUAUCCCUUCCUCUCCCUCUUCCUCUUCCCCUCCCCACCACCACUCCUCCAAGCGGGCCCGCUGCUCCCCGACCCGCGCCUUCGACGACGCCGCCGCGGCCCACCGCCGGGAGGCGCUCUUCCAGCACCUUUGCUCCCUCUUCCCUCACAUGGAUCCCCAGUUGCUCGAAAGAGCCCUUGAAGCAUCUGGAGAUGAUUUGGAUUCUGCAAUAAGGAGUUUGAAUGACCUACGCCUGGAGUCAGCUGAGGCUAUUUUGUCAGCAGCUGUUUGUGAAUCAGAGAAUGGCCUGUCAACAGCACUUAAGUUAUCAGCUGAAGGUGUUGUUAGUAAUGGCCAUUUGAAUGUUAUUAGUGGGAAUCCAUCCGUGACGGAUAAUUUUCAGCCAAAUCACCAUAGCUCUGAAUGGGUUGAGCUAUUUGUCAGAGAGAUGACAAGCGCCUCUGACAUAAAUGAUGCACGGGCUCGUGCAUCAAGAGCUUUGGAGGUACUUGAGAAGUCCAUCAUGGAGCGAACAGGAGCUGAGGCAGUGCAGAACUUGCACAAGGAAAAUGCGAUGCUGAAGGAGCAGCUAGCUAUAGUUCUGCGAGAGAAUGCUGUUCUGAAGCGGGGAGUUGCGAUCCAACACGAGCGCCAAAAAGAGUACGAUGAUAAGACACAGGAGGUUCAUAACUUGAAGCAACUGGUUUUGCAGUAUCAGGAGCAAGUAAAAACUCUCGAGAUCAAUAAUUAUGCACUUAGAGUGCAUCUACAGCAGGCUCAGCAGAAUAGUUCGAUUCCUGGGCGUUUCCACCCUGAUGUCUGCUAAUACAGCUUGCGGAAUCACUCUCAUGCUAGAAUUAUCCCUAAGUAUCUGACGGCGAGAGGGAUGCAACUACUGGUGCAUAUACACUGCAUUGCCAUUAAGAACCACAACUUGACAUUAAAAUAAGUAGUCCCAUGCUCCAGGAAAGCUCAGAAGAAAUAGUAUGUUGAGGUGGAAGGUGCUACGGUGCCUAUGUACACUUUGUAACAGAGGUUUUGUGUGUGACAUGAAGUUGGAGGAUAAUGGGUUGCUAUCAGAUGUAAUAUAAAUGAUCAAUGAAAAAGAUAUAUAUUUCUUUUCCUA
Messenger RNA from Lolium rigidum, 1197 nucleotides. RefSeq lists its product as uncharacterized. The transcript has 5 exons. Lineage: Eukaryota; Viridiplantae; Streptophyta; Magnoliopsida; Poales; Poaceae. The record is from RefSeq and is a predicted model, not a curated record. Gene Ontology annotation, molecular function: ubiquitin binding. The coding region runs from base 43 to 897 and encodes 284 amino acids.